AUGAGCGCAGAGGCGCAACUUAGCGGUGAUAACUCCAUUACCGUUAGUACUGAAGACGAGAGAAUGGAGUAUAUGACUUCUAGUGAUUCACAAGACGCACUAUCUAUUCCUUCAGAUUCUGCAACAUCCUGCAGCUCUCCGAAGUCAAAAGAAGGAGGCGAAUCAAUCUUUUCUUUUAUGAUGCAUCGAAAGCGAGACAAACGCUCCUUUCGAGAGAGAUACACCCGUUUUAUGAAGGAACUAAGCUCCAAACAAACUGUCGAAGUUGUGACUCCUACACUCUCCUGGAGAGUUUCAACAAAUAGUAGCAAGUCCGCUCCGAAUGUUUAUGUGGCCAAAGUCCUCUACCAUCCCUCCAUUCAUGGUUAUUCGCCUCUGCUUUCAGGAAUUUCUUAUAAACGUAAACUCGCUUAUGUUCCUAAAGCAUCUGUGUAUCAAGGGAGUGUGGUUUCUCAGUCUCUGCCCAUUUCCCAAUUCUAACUCACUGGUUUUAUUACUGUAUUGUGUCUAUGU
Molecule: messenger RNA, 513 nt
Organism: Blastocystis hominis
Lineage: Eukaryota; Bigyra; Opalinata; Blastocystidae
Exons: 2
Coding region: 1-480 (159 amino acids)
Source: RefSeq, a predicted model, not a curated record